Molecule: messenger RNA, 1731 nt
Organism: Epinephelus moara (kelp grouper)
Lineage: Eukaryota; Metazoa; Chordata; Actinopteri; Perciformes; Serranidae
Gene: crdhl
Product: retinol dehydrogenase 12
Exons: 8
Coding region: 160-1221 (353 amino acids)
Source: RefSeq, a predicted model, not a curated record
CGCAGCGGCCGGUGGGACUUCGGUAACCCGGUGCACUGGCCAGAAAACAACAAGAAGAACAGUCGAACAAACAAACAACAAAAACAAGCUGAGAGCGCGGAGGAGAGAGGCGCCAAAACAACACCACACACACUCUCAGGUCUGUUCUGAGCUGCAGGGAUGAAAGCUGCGGCUCCAGGAGGAUUCCUGGUGCUGCCGUGGCCCGGCUUUGGCGGCUCGGACCCGGAGCCGGAGCCCGUGGAGGAGAGCCGGGGCGGGUUUAUGCUGAGAUGUGGAGCUCUGCUGGGACUCACUCUGAUCUGUGUGGCCGUGUUGAGGAGAUGGAUUGCAGGUGGAGUGUGUCGCUCUACGGUUCGAUUGGAUGGAAAGACGGUUCUUAUCACCGGAGCAAACACAGGCAUCGGCAAAGAGACCAGCAGAGACAUGGCAAGCAGAGGGGCCCGGGUGGUGAUGGCAUGCAGAGACUUGACCCGGGCGGAGCGGGCAGCUGAGGAGAUCCGUCAGUCGACAGGAAAUGGUAAUGUGGUGAUCAGACACCUGGACCUCGCCUCCCUUUACUCCGUCAGACAGUUCGCUAAAGACUUCUUGGACACUGAGGACAGACUGGACAUCCUCAUCAACAAUGCAGGAGUGAUGAUGUGUCCAAGAUGGCUGACAGAGGACGGUUUUGAGACUCAGCUGGCUGUCAAUCAUCUGGGUCACUUCCUGUUGACCAAUAUGCUGCUGCCAAAGCUGAAGAGCUCCGCCCCCAGCCGCGUGAUCACUGUGUCAUCCAUCGCCCACAGAGGAGGUCGUAUCGACUUCGAGGACUUGUUCUUCAGCAAGAAGAAGUACAGUUCUCUAGAGAGCUACAGACAGAGCAAACUGGCCAACGUCCUGUUCGCCAGGGAACUCGCCCGACGACUCAGAGGCUCUUGUGUGUACUCGUUCUCUCUCCACCCGGGUGUAAUCCGGACUGAACUGGGUCGUCAUGUUCACGGCUGGUUCCCCCUGCUGGGGGCGCUGCUGAGCCUCCCAUCCCUGCUGCUCAUGAAGACUCCCUAUCAGGGCUGUCAGACUACUGUGUACUGCGCCGUGAUGCCGGGACUGGAGAGCCUGUCCGGACGAUACUUCAGUGACUGUGCAGAGAAGGAAGUAGCUCCAGAGGGGCGGGAUGACCUUGUGGCGAAGAGGCUGUGGGAGGAGAGCGCCCGAUUGGUCGGGUUAAAGGACACGUGCUGACCUCUGACCUCGGUCCUGAUAUCUGUGUGCAGCAGGAAAAAAGGAAGCUAAGCAUCAACAGACUGUGGCGCCCCCAUCAGGUCAGACAGGAUUACAACGAGCAUCAGUGAGAAACUGUGAUUGACAGCUAAGGGGAGCCAAUCAGAGGCUUCCCGAGGGCAGGAUGGGAGAAAUAAAUUGAAAAAACGAUAAAUAAUAAUUGUAAUAAUUUGACCGAGUAUAUCAAGGGUUAAUUAGUUAGAUAUCAAGUCAUAAUUUGAAGAUAUUUUUGAGAAUUUGUAUUUUUUCGUUCACUUAUUUUCCAUAAAAACUCAGAACCAAACAUGGAUCUCAUCUCAGUUUUUAAACAGCUGUGAUGUUACGAAAAAUAUUGUGGUUGUUGUUAGGACACAUGCCUGUAUGAACUGGAGUGCUUGAGAACGCAGUGCCUGAUUGGACGGUGUUUAACUGUGACCUUCGAUCUGCAGUAAUGUCACAGGUGAUUUUUAAAUAAAGGUUGGACUGAAUGGU